AUGUGGCACUAUAAAAUUGUGCCAGCUUUUCAGAAAAUGGGACUUUUUGGACAAAAAUGGACAUCAAAUAUAAGACUUGAUGGUAAAACAGCAAUUAUAACUGGAUGUAAUACAGGAAUAGGAAAAUAUAAUGCAUUUGAUUUUUAUAAAAGAGGUUGCAGGGUUAUAAUGGCUUGCAGAGAUGUUGGAAAAGCAGAAAAGGCAAAAGAUGAUAUGGAAAAUGAAUUGAAAAAUGUUGAAAAUUUGGGUUCUUUGAUUGUGGAAAAAUUAGAUUUGGCUUCAUUUAAAUCAGUCAGAGAAUUUUCAAAUACAAUAUUGAAAAAAGAAAAAUCAAUUCAUUUUUUGAUUAACAAUGCAGGUGUUAUGGCUUGUCCAAAAUCUCUAUCAGAAGAUGGUUAUGAAAUGCAAUUUGCAACAAAUCAUUUGGGACAUUUUCUACUAACUCUUUUACUCUUGCCCAGAAUAAUAAAUUCAGCACCGGCUAGAAUCGUUAAUGUAUCAUCAGCGGCUUACAUGGCUGGAAAUAUGAUAUUGGAUGAUAUUAAUUUAGACAAUUCUUAUUCGCCUAUAAGUGCUUACGGUAGAAGCAAAUUAGCAAAUAUUUUAUUCACAAAAGAACUUGCUAGAAGAUUGGGUGAAAGAGAUGUUAAAGUCUAUGCAGUUCAUCCGGGAGUUGUCAAAACGGAUUUGGGACGUCACAUGGAUACAUUGGUAUUUUCGGGAUUUCAAAAAUGUUACAGGGUGUUAUUAGGUUUUUUUAUGAAAAACGUAGAAGAUGGAAGUCGAACUCAAAUCUAUUGUGCACUUGAUGAAAAAGCGGGACAAGAAACGGGAUUAUAUUAUAGUAAUUGUAAAGCUGUCACACCGUGGAGUAAAGCAUCGGAUAUGGAAAUGGCUAAAAAACUUUGGGAUGUUAGUUGGAACAUUGUGAAACUUGAAAAUUACGAUCCUUUUAAUGAAGAAAAACAAAAUGAUGAAUCACAAUCUUGA
Pediculus humanus corporis (human body louse) is the source of this 990-nucleotide messenger RNA. Its product is annotated as restnol dehydrogenase, putative. The record is from RefSeq and is a predicted model, not a curated record. The transcript has 5 exons. Bases 1 to 990 code for a protein of 329 amino acids. Lineage: Eukaryota; Metazoa; Arthropoda; Insecta; Psocodea; Pediculidae.